CGGCUGCAACUCAGCGUCCGCACGCUGUCGGUGUCGUCAGUGUAGAUUUGCUCGCUAUGGCGGAAGGACGAAGAGAGCAGCCGCCCCAUCCUCCCCUGUGCCUACCACCGGCCAGUAAGCGACCCUGCCUGCGCCCAGCUCCCCGGGGUCCCGGUCCCGGCCCCGGGCCCGGACACGGCUUAACCAACUUCCGACAUCGUUCCCCGGAGCCCCUCCUGGACUGUGCCGCGAAGGCAGUAGCGGAAAAGUGGGCCUUCGAAAGAGUAGAGGAGCGUUUUGAACGGAUACCAGAACCCGUUCAGCGUCGUAUCGUCUACUGGUCUUUCCCCCGCAACGAGAAGGAGAUAUGCAUGUACUCUUCGUUUCAGUGCCGUGUAGCCGAAGAUGGUCCGUCGACGGCUAGCGGCGGGGCAGGGGGUGCUGGGUCCGGACCUACAAGUGCGGCUGGUGGCGGAGGAACGGCCACUGGUACGGCGGCGACAGUAGGAACGACCGGCGCCGUGGGAACGGGAGAUGCACUGCCUUUCCGCCGUGGGAUCAGGUUGCUCGAGACCGGCUGUGUGGAAAACGUUUUACAAGUCGGGUUUCACCUGAGUGGAACGGUAACCGAACCCGCCACCUCAUCGGAGCCGGAGGUCACCCACAAGGUAGCCAUCAGCUUUGAUCGUUGCAAGAUUACCUCUGUCACCUGUGGCUGUGGAAAUCGUGACAUUUUCUACUGCGCCCAUGUGGUGGCGCUGUCUCUGUACAGGAUCCGCAAGCCUGAGCAGGUGAAGCUUCGGUUGCCCAUCUCAGAGACAUUGUUCCAAAUGAACAGAGACCAGCUGCAGAAGCUGGUCCAGUAUCUGAUUACAGCCCACCACACGGAGGUGCUACCCACAGCUCAGAAACUGGCCGACGAGAUCCUCUCAUCCAACUCUGAGAUCAACCAGGUUCACGGUGCUCCCGAUCCAACUGCCGGCGCAAGCAUUGACGAUGACAAUUGCUGGCAUCUGGAUGAAGAACAAGUCAGGGAACAAGUCAAGCAGUUUCUUUCCCAGGGAGGAUACUACGGCUCUGGGAAGCAGCUCAACUCCAUGUUUGCCAAGGUGCGUGAGAUGCUAAGAAUGCGUGACUCCAAUGGUGCCCGUAUGCUGACUCUCAUAACAGAACAGUUUAUGGCAGACCCGCGACUUUCGCUGUGGAGACAGCAAGGCACAGGCAUGACGGACAAAUGCAGGCAACUUUGGGAUGAGUUGGGUGCAUUGUGGGUGUGUGUGGUGUUAAACCCCCACUGUAAAAGUGAGGAGAAGAGCAGUUGGCUCAAGCAGCUGAAGAAGUGGAGCGACAUGGAUGUGUGCCCGCUGGAAGAUGGCAACUAUGGUAGCGAGCUCCCAAACAUCACCAAUGCUCUGCCGCAGAGCAACCUCGGCCAGGACUCUCUGUCCAGGCCAAGGAGGACGGUGUUCAGCAGGGCUGUCGAGGCUUGCAAUCUCCACUGGCAAGGGAGCCACCUCCAGAGGAUCAUCAGCAGUGAUUACUACAUGUCCCCAUCAUACCAGAGAGACGAGGAGAGUCUGCUGUUUAAUCCACAGGGACUGCCCCUCUGGCUUGACCACGUACCGACAGCAUGUGCUCGUGUAGAUGCCCUACGUUCCCACGGUUACUCCAGGGAAGCGUUGCGAUUGGCAGUGGCUAUCAUCAACACGCUGCGCCUCCUGCAGCAGCGCGAAAUGGAUAUCUAUAAACACCAAAAGAAAGAGCUUCUUCAGAGGGGCGUGACUACCACCACUAACCUGGAAGGUUGGGUAGGACACCCUCUGGACCCCAUUGGCUGCCUGUUUACCACACUCACCGAAACAUGCCGGGUCGAUGACGACAGCUCCAUGGACACCGGAGACGGUGAGCCCAGACGUCCAGUCUACCACCAUGUGCCAGUGUGGGGCAGUCAUGAUACAGGAGAGUCCUACCUGACACUUGCCUUAGAGGUGACUCUGAUGGGUAUGGGCCAACAAAGGAUAAUGCCAGAAGGCCUCUACGCUCAGGAUAAGGUGUGCCGCAAUGAAGAGCAAAUAGUUGCAAAGCUGCAAGAGCUAGAGCUGGAUGACGUACUGGUCCAAACCCUCCGGAAACAGGCCAUACAGUUACUAGAAGCUGGUCCUUUCAGUGGUCUAGGUGAAGUCAUCCACAGGGAAAGUGUUCCUAUGCACACUUUUGCCAAGUACCUCUUUUCUGCACUGCUGCCACAUGAUGCAGACCUGGCGUAUAAGGUGGCUCUCCGCGCCAUGAGGUUGCCAGUUCUGGAGUCAUCUGCAGGCUCUGGGGAUGUCGGUCACCCUCAUCAUGGCAUUUCCAUCGUUCCAAGUAGAUAUCCACGCUGGUUCACUCUAGGGCACUUGGAGUCGCAGCAGUGUGAGCUCGCUUCGACUAUGCUAACUGCUGCUAAAGGUGACAUGUUGAGAUUGCGGACGGUUCUGGAAGCCAUCCAGAAAAACAUCCACUCUUCUUCCUUAAUCUUUAAAUUAGCCCAGGAUGCCUUCAAAAUAGCUACACCUGCAGACAGCCCGCCUGAUAUAACUCUGCUCAAUGUGGCGUUGGAGCUAGGACUUCAGGUGAUGAGAAUGACUCUGUCCACUCUCAACUGGAGGAGGAGAGAGAUGGUCCGCUGGCUGGUAACCUGUGCCACUGAAGUCGGUCUUCGUGCGCUGGUGAGCAUUUUGCAGAGCUGGUACACUCUCUUCACACCCACCGAGGCCACCAGUAUUGUUGCGGCGACCGUCAUGUCCCACAACACCAUCCUGCGCCUCAGUCUGGAUUACCCCCAACGAGAGGAGCUGGCCAGUUGUGCGAGGACGCUGGCGCUGCAGUGCGCUAUGAAAGACCCCCAGAACUGCGCCCUGUCAGCUCUGACGCUCUGCGAGAAGGACCACAUCGCCUUUGAGACAGCCUACCAGAUUGUGAUCGACGCGGCGUCCACCGGGAUGACGUACUCGCAGCUCUUCACGAUCGCCAGGUACAUGGAACACAGAGGGUACCCGCUGCGCUCAUUUAAACUGGCCUCCCUGGCCAUGACCCACUUGAACCUGGCUUACAACCAGGACACGCACCCAGCCAUUAAUGACGUUCUGUGGGCCUGUGCGCUCAGCCACUCCCUGGGGAAAAACGAGCUGGCUGCAAUUAUUCCCCUGGUGGUGAAGAGUGUGCACUGCGCCACCGUGCUGUCUGAUAUCCUCCGGCGAUGCACCAUGACGGCACCAGGUCUCGCCGGCAUUCCCGGCCGCAGGAACUCCGGGAAGCUGAUGUCGACGGACAAGGCGCCUCUGCGGCAGCUGCUGGACGCUACGAUCUCGGCGUACAUUAACACCACGCACUCUCGACUGACACACAUCAGUCCGCGGCACUACGGAGAGUUUAUUGAGUUCCUGAGCAAAGCACGGGAAACUUUCCUGUUGGCACAGGAUGGCCACAUUCAGUUUGCCCAGUUCGUAGACAACCUUAAACAAAUCUACAAGGGCAAGAAGAAACUCAUGAUGCUGGUCAGGGAGCGCUUUGGUUAAGUAGUAGUCGUUCGUCUUAUAUAUUUGUAUUUAAAAUUAUUUUGAAUUCCUUGUGUACUUCUUAAGUUGAGCCAUUUGUUGACUAACAUUUUUCCAGUGUGGUGGUUUUGUUUGUUAAAUGUGAACCAAGAAGUGUUCACAGCUCAUUGCUCUACUUCACUGAAACUGCUGAGGGGCAAAUGGCUCAAUAUGUCAAAAAUCCGACAACAAAACACAGCUUCUUUGCCCCCUCCGGACGAAUGUUGAAUUACACAUACAAAAAAAAAAAAAAGUCAGAAGAUUGUGAAAAGCAGAACUAGCAAUUUUUUUUUAUUUUUAUUUUUUUUGUGUGGCAUGUGAUACAAAAACCAAAAGAUUUGUUGGACAGGCUUCUUUGAGUCAAAAGAAAUUGGAAAGAAGUGGGGUUUGGAAAUGGGGGGGGGGGGGGGGGGGGGGUGAACCCACUAAGGAUGAAAACAGGCACAGUGUUCCUAUCAUACCUCAACUGUAUUAUUUAUCAGCUUUAACCUCCCUGUUGACAAAUCGCCACGUUUUAUUCAGGGCCUUUUCGGAGAGACGGCAAGCCACAACAACCGUACGGUGACAAAAAAAUCCAAAGACGUGACCAAAUCCAGUGUAGACCAGCUCUCCCACAUCCAUUCAUUACAACGUUCAAGGACCACUUGGACUGAGGCUCAUGUUGCUUAAGAGCUGUUCUAGUUUAGGAUGCAUGCACAUGCAUACUAUAAUUUGAAAUAUAUAUGUUAAAGUUCUCCCUGUAAUUUAGGCGGUUUGGACAGUGUGACUAUUUCUCACAUGAUAUUUCAAGAUUAAGCAAUAUACAGUGGGUAUGGAAAGUAUUCAGACCCCCUUAAAUCUUUCACUCUUUGUUAUAUUGCAGCCAUUUGCUAUAAUCUUUGAAGUUGCUUUUUUUUUUUCCUCAUUAAUGUACACACAGCACCCCAUAUUGACAGAAAAAAAUAAUAAUUUUUGAAAUUUUUGCAGAUUUCUUAAAAAAGAAAAACUGAGGUCCUGAGCAGUCUGGAGAAGGUUUUCCAAAACCACCCAAAUCCAGGUGUGAAAAACUUGUUGCAUCGUACCCCAAAAAGACUCAUGUUUGUAUUCUACUAAAUACCGAGCAAAGGCUCUGAAUACUUAGGGCUGUGUGAUAUUUCAGUUUUUCUUUUUUACUAAAUCUACAAAAACUUCAACAAUUCUGUUUUGUUUUUGUUUGUUUUUUGUCAAUAUGGGGUGCUGUGUGUACAUUAAUGAGGGGAAAACAUCAACUUCAAUGAUUUUAGCAAAUGGCUGCAUUAUAACAAAGAGUGAAAAAUGUAAGGGGGUCUGAAUACUUUCCGGACCCACUGUAUCGUCAAGCCUCUGCGUUUUUCUUCACCAAGCCGCAUUGUCUUUUUGUAUUCAGUUGUAAAGUUUGAGACAUGUUUGGGCCUUGUUGAUAUCAGCGAUUGCUCCCUCUGCCUGUAGCUCAAGUUCUCUUUCCGUCAUAACAUCUUUUGUGGGAACUUAAUACUUUCCUAACUAAACUUCCUCUUUGAAAACUAAUAUGUAGAGUUCCAACGUCGGUUGCUUGGUGACACUUCAAAAAGUGAGAAACAGAAUGGAAUUUGUUCCAAAUCAACAAAACAACUAGGGGGAAUAAUUCUAGGUUAGGAACACAUUUUCAUUAUAAUAGAAAAACCUAAAAAGGAAUCUUAAACAGCACUAACAAUAUAUUAACUAAUCGUAUCACACCAGGGAUGAUGUGCUUGUAAUACGGCUUGACAUGUCACCAUUGGGCCAAAAGCUUUGACAUUUUGCUUGUAAAUUCAAUGUCACUCAUAUUUUAAUUUGAGCUGUUAUUGGCAUUAUUGAAACUUGUGUUCAUUCUGCAGCUAGAAACGUAACAUUAUACGAGCACUUCACACAAAUACCUCUUCAGUACGUUCCUGCCGGCUUCAGCAUUUAAUUCAUUUAUGUAUUGAUGUUCGCUAACUUUGUGUGACAAAGAAUGGCAGUCAUAAAUCCAGGGUGAUGUUGACAGGAGGAUUAACAAAAGUUGUUUUUUUUUUUGCAUGUUUGCUUUAUUACAUUCCAUCAUAGGUGACAUCCUUCCACGUCACCAGAUCUUUUUUUUUUUUUUAAUUGAAGAAACAAAAUGAAAAAGGAAACAAGAGGCUAAACUUAGUUCUCAGGGACAUCACUUAAUGAAACAAAAAAAAAAUAGUAGCAUUAAGCAUUUAAGAUAUUGUAAAUAUUAAAGUGUCAAUUCAGAAAUUUGUAAAAUUAUAAUUAUUUAUGAUAAGUAUGUUGUUUGUUUUUAUUUGUUUCUUGGGGUGGGUGGGAGUGUACUUGAACUGUUUUGGAUGUGGGGUAUUCGACAGGCUUUUUUGUAAGAGCAAAGACUUUUCUCAGGUGCUCCAGUAUAAUUUCUGUUUUGCUAGAUUCACUAUUGUUUUUAUUUUUUUUUUGUUAGUUUUUUUUUUUUUUUUUUUUAUUUGCAAAGAAAAAAUGUUUUCCCCAAAAAAAAAAAAAAAAAAGCAUGUAAGUUGAGGAAAAUGGGCACAGAUACAUACUGUACUUAAACCUGACUAUGCAGAACCACUUGUAUGGGCUUUUAAAGAUGGCUUCCUAAACGUGCAAGAUGAGAAACAUUGGACUGAACCACUAUUAGAGGUGGGCGGGGGAAGCAACCAAGCCGAGCUGCAGCCUGCUUUGCAAUUGGACAAUGCACGAGUAGAUGACCUGGCUUCGUUGCAGCAUAUGGACGAGAGAUCGAAAUGUAAACUGGGAAGAUGCCUUUCUGACCUAUCAAUGUACAAAGUUUAUUUUUGCUUGACUUCUUUGUGGGUUUUAUUCAAUCAGGACUCAAAAGCCUUUAGUGUCUUCAUGUGGUGGAGCUUGUUUCAGAGAGAGCAACACCUAAACAUCACAAAAAGCAACUAUGAACAAAUGGGAUGGCCUUUGGGAUGACCACAGUUCCUUGCUGUUAGAUUUCUGUCAAUUUGUCCGGUCAUGGGCCCAUUCCUCACACCAAUUAAUUAGCCUUGCUGUGUCCAACUUUAAUAAACAUUGGUGACAUCGAUGCUCUGUGGUAGACUUGAUUAAACCCAAUGCUGCGUCAUCUAUAAGGUGGAAACUUCCGCGCGAAGAAAACAUCCAUUAAAAGAACUUGCAGCAGUGAAGUUGCUUGAACGGGAAGCUCCAAUAAGCUGCCUUUACUGUGUUCCAGCUUGUAAAACGGACAGCAUCGUGACUUCCUCCCUCUAGUUUUGUCUGUUUACACUUGCAGAAGGAAGAGGAGCUUAGGCCCCCCCCCCCCCCCCCCUUCCCCAAAACCAUAAAAAAAAAUUCGUAGGAGAGUACUAUUUGCUGGUAGAAUUUAUUCACUAGUUCACCCACUGUUUUCCCGUUUGUUUUGUUUCGGAUUGUUUCUAACUUAAGGGAAUAUUGAAAGUGUUUGUUGCCUCUUUGUGCUACUGAUUAUAAAAAGGUAUUUCCAGUAUUUGUUGCCACAAAAAUAUGAUAGCUUAACAUCAACACUUUUUUUGCUUUUUGUUUUUUUGUGCAAAUUCUUGAGCUACUGUCUAUAAAGCGCAAAUUUAUUACUAUUUAUGUAUCGCUACUACCAUUUUAUAUUGAUUUGUGUUGGACUCUCAGUGCUUUUCUAUGAAUAAAGUGUGAAACACGUUA
Phyllopteryx taeniolatus (common seadragon) is the source of this 7205-nucleotide messenger RNA. It is a transcript of the gene zswim5, whose product is annotated as zinc finger, SWIM-type containing 5. The coding region runs from base 57 to 3536 and encodes 1159 amino acids. The record is from RefSeq and is a predicted model, not a curated record. The transcript is spliced from 16 exons. Gene Ontology annotation, cellular component: Cul2-RING ubiquitin ligase complex. NCBI's taxonomy places the organism in Eukaryota, Metazoa, Chordata, Actinopteri, Syngnathiformes, Syngnathidae.